AUGACUUCGAAGUAUGAAUCGCAGCGGCAUAAGGUCGAAGGACUUCUCAAGAAGUAUCCACUGGAUGUAUUCCCGAAUUGGACCAUCAAUAACGGAGAACGGUAA
Molecule: messenger RNA, 105 nt
Organism: Haemonchus placei
Lineage: Eukaryota; Metazoa; Nematoda; Chromadorea; Rhabditida; Trichostrongylidae
Source: the annotation of a GenBank genome assembly